Prinia subflava (tawny-flanked prinia) is the source of this 1475-nucleotide messenger RNA. Its product is annotated as fibulin-2-like. The record is from RefSeq and is a predicted model, not a curated record. The transcript is spliced from 2 exons. NCBI's taxonomy places the organism in Eukaryota, Metazoa, Chordata, Aves, Passeriformes, Cisticolidae. The coding region runs from base 279 to 800 and encodes 173 amino acids.
GAGGGGCGUGGGGAGCGAGGACAGACCUGCAGACGCUGGACACGCCGGAUUAGCCUGCGCUCAGACCGCACCAACACCACGAGCAAGAUAAGCAUCUUGCUGGCCCUGCCCCGCACCUUGGAGGCUUCCCCACCUCCCCUUUCCCGCGGCAGGGUUUCACCGUGGAGCCGCAUAAAUAGAGGUGCCGGGCGGGCUGCGGGGCAGGAGCGGAGCCGCCUCCCAAGGUUCUGCAGCGCAUCCCAGAGCCCGUCCCGCCUGUCCGGCCUCCCUGCAGAACCAUGGCUCUCCCCGGUGCCCUUCUCCUGUGGCUCGCCUGCCUCCUGCUCGGCGGCGCGGCCCCCAAGCCCACCUGCGAGCCGGGCUCCUGCCCGCCGUGCCCCGAGGGGGCUCCGGAGGGCACAGCCGCCCCCGCCGCCGCUCCCUGCUGUCCCCCGUGCCCCCCGCCCUGCCCCUGCCCGCCCUACCUGCGCAGCGACUGCGACAUGCAAGGCUUCCCCGACGGCACCGUCCCCGCCGGCCGCUCCUUCUACAUCGACUUCGCCCGCACGCUGUGCACCUGCCAGAGCUCCGGGGACAUCGCCUGCGCCCCGCGGUGCCCCCGCCCGGACCCCGCCUGCCUGGCGCUGGGCAGCCCGGUGGCCGACGGCUGUCCGCAGUGCGUGUGCUACGACGACGAGGAGAUGGCGGUGCCGGCGGGCACGGUCACGGCCCGCGGCUCCCAGACGUGCUCCUGCCCGGAGCGGGGCGGGCGGCUGCAGUGCGGCCCUGCCGGCAGCGAGGGCCUGGGCCCGGCUGCGUGAGGGCAGGACGAGGCUUCCUGCGCUGUGGGACAUCCUCGCCCAGCCGCUGUCCUUGAGGACCCGGGGGUACGUGCCACCUUCUCUAGGCCAAAGUGUCUGUAGGGGGUGAGCUUGCUUGGUUGUGAGGUUUGUUCCACAGGGCUUGAGCUGGCUGGUGCUGGUGUGUAACCGGAGGAAACGGGGCUGUUUAUUUAUUUGGAAGAUGAUUCUGCUUUUGUAUGUGUUUGUGUUUAUAUGGGCUGUUUAUAUUAAACUCGCUGGAUAAACUUCCUCCCGGGAGACAGGCUUUUUCUUCCUGUAAUUCCAUCGGGUUCCAAGUGGUGGGACCAUGAGCAGAAGGCAAUUUUUUUGUUUUUUCUUUUGGGAUUCAGGAGGGGUGUCCAUCAACUUCUCCUUCCCCAAGGGAAGGGGCCUUAAAGAUCAUCCUGUUCCAAGUCCCCUGCCAUGGGCAGGGACACCUUCCACCAUCCCAGGCUCCUCAGAGCUCCAUCCAGCCUGGCCUUGGACACUUCCACUUCUCUGGGAACAUGUGCCUCACCACCCUCACAGGGAAGAAUUUUUUCCAUAGAUUGGGCAACUUCUCUCCAAUCUUUUCAUGAGGUGGGAGCAGCAGGUGGCUUAGCACAGGUCUGUGUUCUUAGGAGGCAAACCCCUCUCCUGUCCCCGUCCUGUGGA